Messenger RNA from Caenorhabditis angaria, 1714 nucleotides. The record is from the annotation of a GenBank genome assembly. NCBI's taxonomy places the organism in Eukaryota, Metazoa, Nematoda, Chromadorea, Rhabditida, Rhabditidae.
AUGUCUAUAAUCAUCCAACCAAAAAUCUCACUUGUUCAUGAAACCGUUAAAAUCAUAGUCAAAGAUCUAGAACCUUCUAGAAAUUAUAAAAUUGAGUUAAGGUAUGUAUAUAAUUUAAUUUUUCCGUUCUUAUAAUCAAAAAAUAUCGAAUCAAAAUGUUAACUGACAACAACAAAGAAAAAACAAGUGGGGAUUUUUUAAAUCCAUAUAAUAUAUUUUUUCCAGAUUAAAACACAGUGUAGGGAUUUAUCGUUCAUAUGGAGUUUUUAAAUGUGAUAUUACUGGCACAAUUGAUGUUUCCAAAGUUGCGCCAAUUCGAGGAACAUAUUCUGAAAUUUGUCCGAUGGGGCUUUUUGAAAGUAUUGAGCCAACGGAUACAGUAAGAUAUGGGGAUUAUUGUAAAUGUACACCACCAGAUGAUUUUUCGUAUGAAGUCAGGUAUUAUUUUUCUGCUUUUUAUUCCAUUUUUUGGUGUUUAGUAAAAUGAAUGUCAAAAAAAGGCAACGCAAACAAACAAACCAACAAAAAAUUGAAAUCAAUGAUAAGAUAAGUGAGAAAUUUUCAGAGUUUUGAACAGUGAGCAUAAUUUGGUUUGUACUGCCAAUUUUAUCAAAAAACUAAAAGAUGAAAAAGUGGAAAGAAUCGAAAUUGAGAAUCCAAUUUGUGGAACAUUGUUCAAACCACCAGGAAAAGGGCCAUUUCCCACAAUUAUUGAUAUUUCAGGAACUGGAGGAGGGAUUAAUGAACAAAAAGUGAGGAAUAUUUUGAAACAAAAUAUGGGUUUUUAUUGAAAAAUAAACGUUUAUUUCAGGCAGCUGCAUUAGCAAGUCGUGGAUUUUGUGCAUUAUCUCUUGCUUUUUUUCAAUUCAAAAAUCUACCAAACUUUUUACAUGAAGUUGAACUAUCUUAUUUCGAAAAAGCGAUUCAUUAUAUGAAAUCUCUCCCAUUCACAUCUCAAAAAAUCGGCUUCCAAGGUGUAUCUUUUGGAGGAACAUUGGCAGUUUAUUUAUCUACUAGAAUACCAGAAAUAUCUGCAGUCGUUUCCAUAAAUGGAAGUUUCAAUCAAGAUACUUUUGCACAUAUUAGUGAAAAUGGUGAGCCUACACCGUAUUCAAUAUUACCAGAAAAUGGAAAAUAUAUCGAGUUUUUGAAUGAGCAUAUGGUUUAUAAAAAUUGUGUUUUGAAUGGAGAAGAAACCGAAGAAACUAGAAUGAAGCUUGAAAAUUGUCAUCCAAAAACUGCUUUUCGAUUUGUGGUGAGAUUUUUGGAAUGCUGAUUGAGAAAAAAAGAACAAAAUAAUAUAUUAUAAAUUUUUAUUCUAGAUGGCCCUUGAUGAUCUCAGCACACCGACGGUGCAUGUUGCCAAAACGCUUGGAAAUCGCCUUCGAAAACUUCAUCGUUCCGUUGAAACCCAUUUUGUACCAGGAGGUCAUCUUCUAGAUCCCCCAUGUUUUCCCCCGCACCCAAUUGUUUAUGCAAAAUAUUUAGGUGGGUUUUUUCCGGUGACCAAUUUUGUGACUCACUUGCUGAUAACAACAAGUGACAUUUUCCUGACAGUUUGAAACAAAAAAAAUGGAAAAGGUUUUUUACAGGAUCUUAUCAAGCUUAUGGCGGAGAGAACUCGUUGCAUGGUAAAUCACAAUUUUUGGCGUGGGAGAAAACUGUGGAAUUUUUUGAAAAAAAUCUUGGUCAGACCAAUAAUUCCAAACUAUGA